AUGCUGCGGCAACAGCUCCUCCGGUCGGUCAGGCUGCCCCAGCGGCUGGCGGCCGCCAAUGCCAGCCGUACCUUCGCCGCCACCUCGCACCGGCCCGCCGACGUCGAGCUCACCAUCGAUGGCAAGAAGGUCUCAGUCGAAGCCGGCUCCUCGCUCAUCCAGGCCUGCGAAAAGGCCGGCUCGACCGUCCCCCGCUACUGCUACCACGAGAAGCUCAUGAUCGCCGGAAACUGCCGUAUGUGCCUUGUCGAAGUCGAGCGCGCCCCUAAGCCCGUCGCCUCGUGCGCCUGGCCCGUCCAGCCCGGCAUGGUCGUCAAGACCGACUCUCCUCUCGUGCACAAGGCCCGUGAGGGUGUCAUGGAGUUCCUGCUCGCCAACCACCCCCUCGACUGCCCCAUCUGCGACCAGGGUGGUGAAUGCGACCUGCAAGACCAGUCGAUGAGAUACGGUGCCGACAGAGGCCGCUUCCACGAGAUUGGCGGCAAGCGUGCGGUGGAGGACAAGAAUAUUGGCCCAUUGGUCAAGACUUCGAUGAACAGGUGUAUCCACUGCACCAGGUGUGUCCGUUUCGCCAAUGACGUCGCCGGCGCCCCCGAGUUUGGUUCCACUGGCCGUGGCAACGACCUGCAGAUUGGUACUUACAUCGAGACCGCCCUCGACUCGGAAAUGUCUGGAAACGUCAUCGACCUUUGCCCCGUUGGUGCCCUGACCUCCAAGCCCUACGCUUUCAAGGCUCGUCCGUGGGAGCUGUACCACGCCGAAUCCAUUGAUGUCCUGGACGGCCUUGGCUCCAACAUCCGCGUCGACUCCAGGGGACUGCAGGUUUUGAGGAUUCUCCCGAGGCUUAACGACGAUGUGAACGAGGAGUGGAUCAACGACAAGUCCCGUUUUGCCUGUGACGCGCUCAGCACCCAGAGAUUGACCAUCCCGCUUAUCCGCCGCGACGACCAGUUCCAGCCGGCUACUUGGGAGCAGGCCCUUGUGGAGAUCGGCAACGCUUACCAGAAGAUUGCGCCGAAGGGCAAUGAAUUCAAGGCUGUGGCUGGUGCACUGGCUGAGACGGAGACUAUGGUGGCAAUGAAGGAUCUGGCCAACAGGCUUGGUUCGGAAAACCUUGCUCUUGACACCAAGAAUGGUAGUGAGCCGGCAGCUCACGGUGUUGAUGUCCGCUCGAACUACAGCUUCAACUCCAAGAUCUACGGUGUGGAGGAGGCUGAUUACAUCCUCCUUGUUGGUACCAACCCCAGGCACGAGGCCGCCGUUUUGAACGCUCGCAUCCGGAAGCACUGGCUGCGCUCCGACCUUGAGAUUGGUCUCGUCGGCGAGGACUUCGAGAGCACCUUCGAGUAUGAGAAGCUUGGCGAUACGGCCUCCGACUUGAAGUCGGCCCUGUCUGGUCCUUUUGGUCAGAAGCUGGCUCAAGCUAAGAAGCCUAUGAUCAUCGUGGGUAGCGGUGCUGUUGAGCACGCUGACGCCAAGUCCAUUCUCGAGACCGUUGGCAGCUUUGUGGAGAAGCACAAGUCCAACUUCCAGACCCCUGAGUGGAACGGUUACAACAUUCUCCAGCGUGAGGCUUCUCGUGCUGGUGCUUACGAGGUCGGCUUCACCGUUCCCUCGCCCGAGGUCGCCAAGACGGAGGCUAAGUUCAUCUGGCUGCUUGGUGCCGAUGAGAUCAACGAGGCGGACAUCCCUAAGGGUGCUUUCGUCGUCUAUCAGGGCCACCACGGUGAUAAGGGUGCCCAGCUUGCUGAUGUCGUGCUCCCUGGUGCUGCCUACACUGAGAGCGCCGGUACCUACGUCAACACCGAGGGUCGUGUCCAGCAGACUCGGGUUGCCACCGCUCUGCUCGGCGCUGCUAGGCACGACUGGAAGAUCAUUCGUGCUGCUAGCGAGUACCUCGGCACCCCUCUUCCCUAUGACGACGUCGAGGCUCUCCGCGACCGUAUGGAGGAGAUCUCGCCCGCGCUCAGGAGAAUCGACGUUGUCGAGAAGACUGCCCUGGCUGAGCUUAGCAAGGUCCAGGUCGUUGACCAGAACAAGGGUGCUAACGCUACGAACGCUCCCCUCAAGAAGCCGAUCGAGAACUUCUACUUCACUGACGCAAUCUCGAGGAAUUCGCCAACCAUGGCUCGCUGCUCGGCAGCCAAGGCCGCUAAGAACCCGAACACCAACUUCCUGGCACCAGGAGAACCCUACCCCCAGGUCGAGUACGGCCCGCCCGGUCAGCAAUCAGCUGCAGCUGCAUGA
This is a messenger RNA of Lasiodiplodia theobromae, 2247 nucleotides long. RefSeq names its product NADH-ubiquinone oxidoreductase. The record is from RefSeq and is a predicted model, not a curated record. NCBI's taxonomy places the organism in Eukaryota, Fungi, Ascomycota, Dothideomycetes, Botryosphaeriales, Botryosphaeriaceae. Gene Ontology annotation, biological process: ATP synthesis coupled electron transport. The coding region runs from base 1 to 2247 and encodes 748 amino acids. The transcript has 5 exons. Gene Ontology annotation, cellular component: membrane. Gene Ontology annotation, molecular function: iron-sulfur cluster binding; NADH dehydrogenase (ubiquinone) activity.